GUUUAUUUUAUUUAUUUUUACGAAUCCUAAAGAUUAUGUGCUGAUCUAAAUAAAUGCUUUGUGGGUGUAAUGCUUGUGUGUAGAAAUAAAAGUCGAUAAAAUCUACACAGACGAUUGUACCUAAUACUUCUCUGGAAAUUUAAUGUGUACGACUGGUAUGUGGGUGCCUGUAGCUCACAAAAUGAAACUUUACUUCUAAACUGUUACAGUUCCCUUGUAACGUUGGUACAAUAUAAUCAUGCUUCGCAGCAAAGUUGAAUUUCGAUUAUAUUUAUUCACAGACAAUUCAAAAUUGAAAUAUCAAAAAACAGAGGAAUAACAUUGAGUAUUACUUACGGAUAUGCCAGGGCUGGUGGUAUUUAGAAGACGAUGGAGUGUUGGUUCAGAUGAUUUGGUUGUACCUGGAGUGUUUCUUUCUACUGUACAUUUGAUAUGGACCAUUAUACUGAGUGUGAUACUCUCCCUAGUAAAUUACGACAGAAGCGUUUAUUCUAUUUUUUUACUAUGGUGUCUGAUUAUCGGAUAUCUAGUCAUAUUAAUAUUUUCUAUGCUCAUCGAACUCGUCAUCUGCGUAGUGGCCAUGCGUGGAAGCAUUCUAGAUACAGGCAAAAGGGCCUCUAUGCAGUAUAUACUCUACCUCAGACUAACUGUGAUGCUAGUAGAAGCUGCUUGGUUAUCAGCAGGAAUAGCCUGGUUAGUAAAAUAUUAUUUAGAAUGUCCAAUAGAUAACGCCAAGGAAAUUGUUUUAGUUAUGGUAGUUUUCAAUUGGUGCAUCCUUUUCUCAGUGAUAAUAACCGUUUGGUGUACUUACGAUAGCGCUGGACGCUCAUGGGUCAAAAUGAAACAGUACCAAAGGUCAAUGAGGGAAUCGGAAUCCAAGUUUCAGUACAAAAGAUCAGGUAGUACGAGGAAUUGGAGACAGAGAAAAGUUCUUAGAGCUUAUCAAGACAGUUGGCAUAAUAGAUGCCGUUUUCUAUUUUGUUGUUCAACGUCCGAUAGAAAUAGGAAUUCUUUUACCGAUAUCGCAAGAUUAUUAUCGGAUUUUUUUAGAGAUUUAGAUGUAGUACCUUCUGACGUCAUUGUGGGUUUAGUAUUACUACGAAAAUUCCAAAAAAUCGAACGAAAAGCGAUAGUAGAACAGCGCAAGAACGACACUUACGAGUUUCUAUCUGGAGUGGCUAUCACGCCGUCAACGCAGUUUCUAUCUUUACAUGAAGAAGGCGCGGAUCUAGAACUGUUUCAAUCGGUGAUCCAUUUCGCUCACUUCGCUGUCAAAGCAUACGGUUGGCCAGUCUUCAUAAUAAAUAACCCAUUAGGAAUGUGUAAACUGUGUCCUAGUCUGAGGUAUUUAGAUACCGCCGUUUCGACACGCGCACUUAAAAUUUUCUUUUGUUUUAUUUGUUGUUUCAGGUGUUGUUGUUGUGUUCCUAUUAGACAUAAUACAUCUCCGCAGAUAGUCGACGAUAACUGUUGUCAUUGUAAUUAUGCUGCAACUGAAAAAUUAAGUAUAGUCGGAGAUAUCGAAAUUAUUUAUGCUACUUACCACGUAGACAUAGGCCAGACACCGUUCUUUGUAGCUUUAGAUUACGGUAGAAAAAAAAUUGUGAUAAGUAUUCGAGGCACUCUUUCCAUGAAGGAUAUUCUAACAGAUUUGAAUGCUGAAGGUGAAACGUUACCUUUAAACCCACCCAAAGAAGAUUGGUUGGGUCAUAAAGGAAUGGUUCAAGCGGCUCAGUACAUUUUGGAAAUAUUGGAUGAGGAACAAUUAGUUGAACGGGCUUGGGCUCACAAUCCUGAAAGGGGUACUCGCGAAUUUGAAUUAGUCAUUGUGGGACACUCUUUGGGUGCUGGAACUGCUAGUAUACUCGGGAUAUUGUUAAGGCAAAGACAACCUACUCUUCAAUGUUUUUGUUAUUCUCCACCAGGAGGUCUUCUGUCAGCUCCAGCUGUUGAUUAUACCAAAGAGUUUACAGUCUCGGUAGUGGUAGGAAAGGACGUUGUACCUAGAAUAGGACUCUAUCAAAUGGAGACUCUCAGAACUGAUCUUAUUAAUGCCAUUAAAAGAAGUGUUGAUCCAAAAUGGAAAACAAUCUCAUGUAGCGUCCUCUGUUGUGGGUGUUCACAACCAACUUCUGCUGUGGAAUUGUCAACUGGAGAGAAAGACGUUACUGAAUAUAUGAGGAGUAAAGAAAAAGCACGAGCGAUAAGCAUUCAUCCAUCGGAUUGUACGAUCGCCUUAUCUAGUCAUCCGCCAUUAUACCCACCUGGAAGAAUGAUACACAUUGUUAGACAUCAUCCAACAUCCGGACAACAAUCAUUAAAUAGAAAAGGACCAGUGUACCAAGCCCUAUGGGCGCGUAAUACGGAUUUCGACGAAGUAUUAAUAUCUCCCGUUAUGGUUACGGAUCAUAUGCCGGAUAAACUACUGGAUGCUUUGAAUAAGGAUUCAAAUUUGGAUAUUUGAGGGCGACAAAAAAUGAUUAUAAACAUAGAAUAAAUUUUUUGAUAUACAUGACUUCGAAUCAAAUGGUCACUAAUGGAUUACUUAAAAUUAUUAAAAUUACUAAAAUAAUAAAAUUACUUAAAAUAAAGAUGAAAAUUAUAAUUUUACAAUGAUUCAACUCUUAAAAUAAUUUUUUUAUUACAAAGUAAAUUCAUUACCCCUAAUUUCGAUGGAAAUUGUUGUUUGAGCAGCUGCUGAAAUGGCAGCAGUUAAUCGAUUAGAUUUUGGACUCUGUCGUGUAUAAAAGGAUUAAGUUCAUGUAGAUCUAUAUAGAUCUGAGAAAUUAUGAUAAAUCUCAUUUAUUUCUAUUUGAAACAUUUGAGCUGUGAUUUAGGAGCUAGGUGUUAUUUUUUUGAGUAUAUAUAAAACAGUGAUUCUUCUUUUUCAUUAUUUUGAAUAAGUUUGAUAAAAUUAAACUUAAUCUUGUAAUUUAUAAAACAUAUUGUGUAUUUUUAAACUAUUAAGGGAUGAAAAAUGUUCGCGAGUUAUAUAGAUGUAUUUAAUUAAGGGUUACAUUACACUACAAGUUUAAUAUUUAUUGUGUCUCCCAUAUCAGAGCUCAUCAUCAAACUCCAGUGACUGUUUUCGGCUCGAGGAGGUUAGAUCUAUAUUUGUUAGUUUCAGCUAGAUCCCUAAUGUCAUCUGGUGCUUCCUGGGGUGAUAGUGCUCUGUGAGGAAACCAGUGAGGUGUUGUAGCUUGUUUCAAUGUGAAUAUUAGUCACAAACGAAUUAUUUGUAGUAAUUCCUUCUAGUAAGACACUACCAAACUAAUUUACUCUCAGUUUCCUUCUUUGAAAAGAAACUAAUUUUUAUAGGUGCAUUUCCUAUACCACAGACAAGCUCCAGGCCAAAUUCAAGCUUUUGUCUUUCUUUUGGAACUAUUUCUUGUAGGUGCAUUUUCUACACCACAGAAAAACUCCAGGUCAGUUGAAAGCUUUUGACUUCCUUUUGAAACUAUUUAUUAUUGGUGCACGUUCUACACCAUAGAAAAGCUCUAGGUCAAUUGAAAGCUUUUGAUUUCCUUUUGAAACUAUUUAUUAUUGGUGCACGUUCUACACCAUAGAAAAGCUCUAGGUCAAUUGAAAGCUUUUGAUUUCCUUUUGAAACUAUUUAUUAUUGGUGCACGUUCUACACCAUAGAAAAGCUCUAGGUCAGUUGAAAACUUUUGACUUCCUUCUGAAACUAUUUUUUAUAGGUAUAUUUUCUAUUCUUGAGAAAUUCUCCAGAUUAAUAAGAAGCUUUCAUUCUUCUUUUGAAUCUAUUUUUUAUAGGUGCACUUUCUACACCUUAAAAAAGCUCUAGGUUAUUAAAAAGCUUUUGAUUUCCUUGUGAAACUAUUUUUUAUAGGUGUAUUUUCUAUUCCAAAGAAAAGCUCCAGGUUAAUAAAAAGCUUUCAUUUUUCUUCUGAAACUAUUUUGUUGGAAGUUGGAAGCUUUUGACUUUGUACUGAAACUAUUUCUUAUAGGAGCAAUUUUUACACUACAGACAAGCUCCAGGGUAAUAAAAAGCUUUCGUUUUUCUUCUGAUACUAUUUUUUAUAGUAGCAUUUUCCCACACCACCUAAAGUUUUUGAGCCAAUAAAAAGCCUUAGUGCUUCUUCUUUUGUAUUGGUUUUCUAAUUUUGAGUAACCAGGAAACUCAGUUGUUUCGAUAGAUGCUGCAGUUUUUUUCCAGCUUAUUUUUACGUAUCUUUUUAAAUUACUUUGAAUGUUAAUUUGUUCAAAAUUUCAAAUUUCAUCUUUAGCCAUAUAAUACUUGUGACUGUUAUCAUAACCCUAUUCUGUGAUGAUAACAAUUAGAAUAAUUUGAUUUCAAAAUUUUACAAUUCAGCAAAUUUCCGUACAAAUGUUGGCUCUAAUUUUAUUAUAAUAGAAUGUUAAGUAAACUAUUCAUCAUCAUCACGCCGUUUAAUCUCUUGGAUUAUGGCUAGCGCUUGGGGCGCCAAUAUAUCCCUUUAUUGGGAUGGAUUACUCCCCUUGUUCUUUUGUUAUAGUUUUUUGUUGGUCCUAGCUUCGUUUGUUCUUUCUCCAUUCUUUUCUGUGUUUGCAUUUGUCUUUUCAGUCUACUAUUUCUAGGAUUCUGGUAUCUUCUUCAAUUUGGUUUCUCCAGAUAUUUCUUGGUCUGCCUCUGUCUCCUGGCCAUAGAGGUAUCCAUUGUUUUAUCCUCCUCACCAUUACUGUAGGUUUCCUUCUCAUGAUGUGUCCUGCCCAAUUUAUUGCUUUUAAAUGCCUUAUUACUAUUACUAUUUCUACUCCCAGUUCCCAGUUCUUCUUCUAUUAUAAUAAUAGUAAACUAUUGUGGUUCUCUAUUAGCGAAAAAAUAUGAUUUAAUUACAAUGUGUGCAAAGAGGAUUUUUGGUAAUUUAAAAUGUUUUUAUUGUUAUAAUUUAUAAAGUUUAUAUGAAGCACGAAUCAAGUCUUGUUUAUGUAUUUUUGACUACUGUCAAAUUGUAAGACUUCUUUUUUCAGAUAUUUACAUGUUUAUUGUAAGAACUUUUCCCACUAAUUCUUUCCUAGAAUUAUUUAAAUAAAUAUCAUGAUUAAGUUUAACAAUGAAACUGUUUUAAAGCUCAUACUUUGACCUAUUUUUGUUGCUUUGAACUUUCCUCGUAAACAGAGAUAUUCGUGGCUGUGUUACUGAUCCGAAUGUUUUUUUUUUUAUUUUGUAUUGAAUUGAUUUUGGAAAUAAUUUUAAAGAUAAAAUUUUUGAAAUUACUUUCAUAGAGUGGUUAAUAGUUGGCUUUUAGUUUGCAAUUUGAAGAGCAUAUGGUAUAGACAAGCAUAAAAAUGACUUUGCUUUAACCUUUUUUUAAUUGCAAACAAAAGUGAACGAUUUGUGAUAAAAUGUGUUUUUAGAAAAGAAGUAUUUAGAAAAUGUAAUCAAAAGUUGUUUAAAACACUAUUUUGGUGAAUUACUUUCAGCAUGGUUUUUUUCCUAUGAAGUUACCACAAAUCUUUUAUAAAAUCUUCCUUAGUUUCGAUAGAAAUUUAUCUCUCUAUUGUUUUUAAUUUAUUUUUUAUUUUUUUUAUAUUAGAUUUUUUUUAAUUUGCCUUUAUUUGAUAUGAUUUUAUUAUUAUAUUUUUAGAUACCAGUAUUGUUAUUAAAGCUUUUUUUUUAAA
This is a messenger RNA of Diorhabda sublineata, 5622 nucleotides long. RefSeq names its product diacylglycerol lipase-alpha (gene inaE). The record is from RefSeq and is a predicted model, not a curated record. Gene Ontology annotation, biological process: lipid metabolic process. Bases 341 to 2464 code for a protein of 707 amino acids. The transcript is spliced from 12 exons. Gene Ontology annotation, cellular component: postsynaptic membrane; dendrite membrane. NCBI's taxonomy places the organism in Eukaryota, Metazoa, Arthropoda, Insecta, Coleoptera, Chrysomelidae.